AUGACGCUGAAGCACCGACACUUACACGCAAAAUUAAUUAUAAAAACAAGAAAAAUUAAUGGUCGAAUAAAAAAUAUGAUAAAAGACUUCAAACUUGUUUCACGUGAAGAUUAUUUUAAAAUGGCUGGAUCAGUGUUUAAUUUUUUAAUGUUCGAUUCACUGUCCACGAACCGCACAGUGUUACUUACUGGUGUUCUUUCUUUAAUUGAUGAUAUGAUCAAACGACGUGUAGCAAAAAUAUGA
This is a messenger RNA of Didymodactylos carnosus, 243 nucleotides long. The record is from the annotation of a GenBank genome assembly. Lineage: Eukaryota; Metazoa; Rotifera; Eurotatoria; Philodinida; Philodinidae.